Camelina sativa (false flax) is the source of this 1164-nucleotide messenger RNA. RefSeq lists its product as uncharacterized. Gene Ontology annotation, molecular function: chromatin binding. The record is from RefSeq and is a predicted model, not a curated record. Lineage: Eukaryota; Viridiplantae; Streptophyta; Magnoliopsida; Brassicales; Brassicaceae.
UUCUCUACAUAUAUUGCAAGAAUGUUAGAUCUAUAAGAAGAACUUGAAAGAAGUUUCUGAAGAGAAAAAGACUCAAAACAGUAAUCAAAAAGGGCAGUUACAUGGUGACAAGUGGUUGAUGUUUCUUUGUGAUUUCUUUCUCAAAUUCUUCUUCUUCGGAUGAAUUCAUUCUUGACAAACCAAAGCGAGAGAUAAGAGAUGCUCUUUUGGCUCUUCUAUAAAGUUAGCUUUAACUCUCAUUGCAUGGCCUCAUCGACUCUUCAGUCUUCUUCACUACGCUUCAGUCGUUGUCACCAUCACUUUUAAAGAAGAUUCACAUCUCUCUUAUGUCUUAUCAGACUAGUCCGACGAAGAUAUCUGGAGAUUUCGCCGAUGACGUCGAAUGGUGUGACGAAAACUGGCCGGAACUUGAGUUCCGGUCACCGGAGGACGAAGCUUGGUACGCCGUUGAGGUUGCGGAGAUGUGCGACGCUCUGUUGAUUAGCUUCAACGGGUUCACUUGUGAUUUCGACGAGUUUUACCCUUCCGACGAUUUCAAGAGCUCAGACGAGAUUCAAGAGUUUGAAGAGAGGUUUCGAGCUUGUUCUGUUCAGAUGCAAGACACUGAGUGUCCCACUGUCACUGAUGGAACCAAGGUCUGCGCCACGUUCCCUUCCGUCACCGGCGAAGUCAAGUUCUACGACGCCAUCGUCGUCACGCAUGAACGUGAAGAGGAAGGGAGCGAAGUGUGUGGGUGCAGUUUCAAAGUCUUCUGGAAGCAAGGUCCUUGGGCUAACCAAGUGACUUCUGCAAAAGUUGGAGACAUUUGUCUUAGAGCAGAGGAUAACAGAAUGAAUCCUAUAGUAGUUUCGUUCUUGAAAGAAGCUAGAAGGAAGCUUACUGGAGAAGCAUGUCUCCAAGGGGAGGAGACAGAGUGGCAAAAGAUAUUGAAGAAGGUCAGUUCUGCUAUUGAGAAGAAAUUAAGCUUGUCUCUUUCAGAGAAUCAUGGUUAAAGGAGUACUAACUAUGUUGUGGUUUUAUUGCGUUUAGAAUAGUAGAGAACUCUAUAGGUAGUUUCUUAUCUAAGAAAAGGAUGAUAAAUCUUGUUUAUGUAAUCAAUCUUUGUUCUGAAACUCUAGUAUAUCUCUGUUGGUUAUAAUUUGUAGUUCAAGUUGCUUUUUUUUU